CUGGAAUGACGUAAAUAAAAAAAAGGCUUUUAAGUGCACUGUGGCUCUGAUUAGACUCACAAGAUUGCACAUUAGUCUGUGACGAGAGAGAGGAAGAGAGAGCAAGACAAAAGUGUGUGCUUGUUACAACAGCUAGAGAUGGCUAGUAGCAAGAGCUUGAUUUAUCCUCUUUUUGUGGUUUUAUUUCAUUUGACAACAAUCUUCUGCCAAACCCACGGGCAAGAACAAUAUAAGGUAUCAUGGACAGAAGAAAAGCUGCUCCAUAAGCCUAAGUACCUGACUGCAACCGAUACCCGGAAUGUUACAUCACUGACCAACAUUUCUCUGAUGUGGUAUAAUGAUUUGAGACCAAUGCUUAGGGAGAGAUAUCCAGGCUCUGCUGGAAAUGUAGCUGUGCGCCAGCACAUUAUAAGUCGGUUAGGUGAACUCCAGGCUGGCUGGGUAACUGAAGAGGACACUUUCCAGGAUGCGAUACCCUAUGGAACAGUCACAUUUUCAAAUAUCAUCAGUACCCUAAAUCCCUCAGCUAAACGAAGGCUGGUGCUGGCUUGUCACUAUGACUCAAAAUACUAUAAUGAAUGGUGGUAUAGUAGAGUAUAUGUGGGUGCCACUGAUUCUGCUGUACCAUGUGCCAUGAUGUUGGAGCUGGCUCGUGCACUGGACAAUCUGCUUCUUCAGAUGAAGGAUAAUAGUGACAGACCAGAUCUUACCCUGCAGCUAAUUUUUUUUGAUGGAGAAGAAGCAUUUCAAUAUUGGUCUGACAUUGAUUCACUAUAUGGCUCUCGACAUUUGGCGCAGAAGAUGGAGAGGGAGGCACAUCCACCUGGUGCCACAGAAACCAACCAGCUGCAUGGUAUUGACCUAUUUGUGUUAUUGGAUUUGAUUGGUGCACCAGAUCCAAGGAUUCCAAGUUAUUUUCCAAAUACAGCUCGAUGGCAUAAAAGACUACAGCUAAUAGAACGUCGCCUGCAUCGACUGGGUUUACUGAAUAACCAUCCCAACGAGGUAAAAUAUUUCUGGACCAAAAUGCGAGCCGGGCAUAUUGAGGAUGACCAUACACCAUUUUUGCAAAGAGGUGUCCCCAUUCUGCACCUCAUACCUACGCCUUUCCCCCAAGUGUGGCACAGCAUGGAGGACAAUGAGAACAAUCUGGAUCCAAUAGCAAUUGAGAACCUUAAUAAAAUAUUGCAGUUGUUUGUCUUGGAGUAUCUCAGAUUCUAGUAUAGACCUGGUGUACACAAAAUGAAUAGUUAUGAUCAAGUUAAGUAUUUCAGGCCAAGCAGAUUUCAGUAAAUAGCAGUUCCUGCUGCCUUAAUGCAAUUGGGAAACCGUUGCUUAAAGUAGCUAAACUUACUCACCAAGUUAAUGUCAGUUUGUAUUCAAUUUGCUGACUGAAUCAAUAUUGAUAGUUGCUAACCAAUAAAAACUUAUGGUGUUCAUUCUUUAUUAACAAUGCAUAUCGGUGAUAGUUUUCUUGGCAAUUUUGUUUAGUAGACAAUCGAAACUCUUUUGGUGACAUGUACAAUUUAACUGCAUCUAAAAUAUAUACUUCAAUUGUAAUUUUUACAUUUGUCCAUUGUGGUGGUAGCAUUAAAUGGUACAGUUGUACUAUA
Carcharodon carcharias (great white shark) is the source of this 1613-nucleotide messenger RNA. Its product is annotated as glutaminyl-peptide cyclotransferase-like. The coding region runs from base 139 to 1221 and encodes 360 amino acids. NCBI's taxonomy places the organism in Eukaryota, Metazoa, Chordata, Chondrichthyes, Lamniformes, Lamnidae. The record is from RefSeq and is a predicted model, not a curated record. The transcript is spliced from 7 exons. Gene Ontology annotation, molecular function: glutaminyl-peptide cyclotransferase activity; zinc ion binding.